Microdochium trichocladiopsis is the source of this 686-nucleotide messenger RNA. RefSeq lists its product as uncharacterized. The transcript has a single exon. Lineage: Eukaryota; Fungi; Ascomycota; Sordariomycetes; Xylariales; Microdochiaceae. The record is from RefSeq and is a predicted model, not a curated record. The coding region runs from base 104 to 601 and encodes 165 amino acids.
GCGGGAACGCGAGACCGGAAAGGAUGGCGGCGGCGGCAGCAGCAACGUCGUCGAUGGCCCCGAGAGCGGCCGCGGUGGUGCCUGGACCGGCGAGGAUGUGGUCAUGUACGAGUGGACCACUCCUGCUGACGGGCACAAGGAGGUGUUCUUCCGGAACAUGCUCAGCUUUGCCAAGGACGAUGUCGAGCCGCUGCUUUCUGAGAUCGCGGUGCUGCAGCGGGAGCGCGAGCAGCAGCGGAACAAGGGGAACGCGGCGGCGGCGUGGAUCGGGUCUCUUUGGUGGUUCCUGGGCAUGCUUUGGGUGGUGGCUAGGUUGUUGGCCAGGCUGCCCAAGGGGAUGUAUAGUGUCGCGCACAUGGACACUUUCUUCCUGCUGGUCGAUGAUCGAUAUGGUAAAGGACCGCAAGGCCGAGUCGGGCAGCAUAAUCGGGCGUUGAAAGAGGGUGCUGAUGAAUGGGACCGUCCCUCAAGGAGGUCGAGGGCAGUAACGUAUAUGCUGUUCGCUGUGCUGAAGGUCAUCGGCCGAGUUGGCGGAUGGAAGGUGUGGAAAGAGGAGUACACGCCAGAGAGACUGCGGAACGUCGCGCGAAGUAUGCAUUGAGGCGGUGCUAUUACCCGUCACCCGCUGGAAUGAGGGCUAUCACGACAGAUUGGGAUACAAUAUUCUCACAUUGAAAUCUAAGCAG